AUUAUGUUGUAAAUGUACAGUAUAUAUUGGACUGGCAGCGCUCACUUAAAGUCAUCUUUACUUUAGACUCACAAAGCAUUGCUGAGUGGAGAUUGAUAACAGAAUGACUCUUCGCUUGUUCGUUGUUUUACUGCUGAUUACUGUUAGUCUCGUUGCUGGAGCUAAUGUCACAGACAAUGAGCAAGAAAGCAACGAAUCCGAGGAAAUCCAGACAACUGCAAUACAGGAUUUAAACAAUGCCACAAGUGUGGAAACAGAACUAGAAAGAAAUAAGAAAUCUCUGCCAGCAGUGCUAAGGGGUUUAGUCUCUGUAUUUUGUCUUUCUUUUUCUCGACUUCCCGGACGAAGCGUCCGCAGUGAUCUUGAUCUCCACGAACAGCUUGAGAUUCGAGCCGAGAAAAGAGCCGCGCCCAUUAUUGUCGCUGCCCGACUUCUCUGCGCUGCCAACACUCUCAACAACGUGAGAAACUUUUGCAGGUCUCUCACUUCUGGUAAAAGAGACAUCCUGCAUCCCGAGGACGUUGUUGACGGAGAGGAGCCAGCACAUCAACCACAAAAAAGAAUUGGGAAUAUAUUGCUGAAUCUUGCUCGACCUGUGUGUGAUUGGUUACGGCGUCAUGGGAGAGACACUGACAAUGCGGAAGACCUCUACUCGGGCACUGAACAUGAAGUCGAUAGAAGAGAUUUAGGAGAGACUUGGAACUUUUAGGCCUAUCAAUAUCUCACUGUUUCGUGUAGAGACAUCUUUAAGUUUUAUUAAAAUGUAUCCUGACAAGAUUUGCGCAGAGCAGAAUAAUAAUAAUAGGUUUAACUUUAAAAUUAAUUUUAUACCCAAUCAUAGUUCAAAAAUAUAUAUAAUUUCCUAUAAAAUAUAAUGUAUGUGAGAAUACCUUG
Molecule: messenger RNA, 894 nt
Organism: Biomphalaria glabrata
Lineage: Eukaryota; Metazoa; Mollusca; Gastropoda; Planorbidae
Exons: 3
Coding region: 104-709 (201 amino acids)
Source: RefSeq, a predicted model, not a curated record